AACAUACAUUCAACGAUUCAAAUAUUUUUUUAAAAUACAAGAAGUGUCUCAUAUCUAAUGUUAGUUACCUAAUGAUUAAAAGAAUGUCAAAACCAAUUGUUCUUUGUACAGGAAACAAAAAUAAGCUAAAAGAGAUUAUUGAAAUACUUGGCAAAGACUUUCCCUACAAGAUUGAAAAUCAAGACAUUGAUUUGCCAGAAUAUCAAGGAGAACCCGAAGAAAUAGCAACGGCAAAAUGUGAGCUUGCAGCAGAAAGAGUUAAGGGUCCUGUUAUUGUAGAGGAUGUGAGUCUUUGCUUCAAUGCCUUGAACGGCAUGCCAGGACCAUACAUCAAAUGGUUCCUAGCAAAGAUGGGUCCAUCAGGUCUGCACAGAAUGCUCAAAAGUUAUGAUGACAAGUCAGGCUACGCACAGUGUGUGUUUGCUUACAGUUCGGGGGAGAAAGGGUCAAAAGUUCACAUCUUUGACGGGCGCUGCAACGGGACAAUUGUGGAGCCCAGGGGCUCAACUGAAUUUGGCUGGGAUCCCAUAUUCCAGCCUGACGGCUAUAAAGAAACCUAUGCUGAGAUGGACAAGAAAAUUAAAAAUGGAAUAUCCCAUAGGUCAAAGGCUAUCAUGAUGUUAAAAGAUUUUUUGCUGCAAUUAAAAUCUGGAAAAUAA
Physella acuta is the source of this 659-nucleotide messenger RNA. RefSeq names its product inosine triphosphate pyrophosphatase. Lineage: Eukaryota; Metazoa; Mollusca; Gastropoda; Physidae. Gene Ontology annotation, cellular component: cytoplasm. Gene Ontology annotation, molecular function: nucleoside triphosphate diphosphatase activity. Gene Ontology annotation, biological process: nucleoside triphosphate catabolic process. The record is from RefSeq and is a predicted model, not a curated record.